Messenger RNA from Oryza sativa Japonica Group (Japanese rice), 2255 nucleotides. Its product is annotated as monocopper oxidase-like protein SKU5. Gene Ontology annotation, cellular component: plasma membrane. Gene Ontology annotation, molecular function: copper ion binding; oxidoreductase activity. NCBI's taxonomy places the organism in Eukaryota, Viridiplantae, Streptophyta, Magnoliopsida, Poales, Poaceae. The record is from RefSeq and is a predicted model, not a curated record.
ACCCCCCCCCCCCCUUGGACCUUGGUUUGUUUCCUUCCCACACGCGCACACACACAGACAGACAAGAGGAGUGAGGGGGAAGAAGUGCUUGACUUCACCACCAAUGGCGGCUGCUGCGGCGGCGCUCUUGGCCUUCGUCGCCGUCGCCGGCGCCUUGGUUGCGCAGGCCACCGACCCCUACGUCUUCUUCGACUGGGACGUCUCCUUCAUCACCGCUUCCCCGCUAGGCCUUCCCCAGAAGGUUAUCGCAAUCAACAAGCAGUUCCCUGGCCCCGUCAUGAACCUCACCACCAACUACAAUGUGGUCGUCAAUGUGCUCAACAGCUUGGAUGAGCCAUUACUCAUCACUUGGGAUGGGAUCCAGCAAAGAAAGAAUUGCUGGCAGGAUGGUGUUCUUGGCACAACCUGCCCCAUACCUCCAGGUUGGAACUGGACCUACAAUUUCCAAGUCAAGGACCAGAUUGGGAGCUUCUUUUACUUCCCACCCCUUAGCCUGCAGCGUGCUGCUGGUGGUUUCGGAGGUAUUACUGUCAACAACCGCGCCGUCAUUUCUGUCCCAUUCGACACACCAGAUGGAGAUAUCACCUUGUUCAUUGGGGACUGGUACAAGAAGAGCCACACGGACCUGAGGAAGAUGCUCGAUGAUGGAAAAGAGCUCGGGAUGCCUGAUGGAGUUCUGAUGAAUGGCAAGGGGCCGUAUAGGUACAAUGAUUCCCUCGUCCCUGCUGGCAUUGAACAUGAGACUAUCAAAGUUGAACCAGGAAAAACAUACCGUUUCCGUGUCCACAAUGUGGGUAUAUCGACGAGCUUGAACUUCAGGAUUCAGAACCACAAUUUGGCCCUUGUUGAAACUGAGGGAUCAUACACAAUGAAGCAGAAUUUCACAAAUCUUGACAUCCAUGUGGGACAGUCCUACUCAUUUUUGAUCACCAUGGAUCAGAAUGCAAGCAGUGACUACUACAUUGUGGCCAGUGCUAGGUUUGUUAAUGAAUCACUGUGGACCAAAGUUACCGGUGUUGCAAUCUUGCAGUAUUCAAAUUCAAAGGGAAAAGCUUCUGGCCCUCUUCCUGAUCCACCAAAUGAUGAGUACGACAAAACUUUCUCAAUGAACCAGGCACGCUCCAUCAGGAUGAAUGUGAGUACUGGUGCUGCUCGUCCAAAUCCUCAAGGUUCAUUUCACUAUGGCUCUAUCAACGUCAGCCAGGUUUACAAGCUCAGGAAUGAACCACCUGUUACUAUCAACGGGAAAAAACGGACUACACUGAGUGGUAUCUCUUUUUCCCCACCUGAUACCCCUAUGAGGUUGGCGGAUCUCUAUGACAAGAAAGGAGUGUACACGCUUGACUUCCCUACUAUGCCAAUUGAUGGACCGCCAGUGAUGAAAACUUCUGUCAUUAACUCCACAUACAAGAAUUUCUUGGAAAUUGUAUUUCAGAACAAUGACACGAAAGUCCAGACCUACCAUAUCGAUGGAUAUGCAUUUUGGGUUGUAGGGAUGGACUAUGGUGAGUGGACUGAGAAUAGCCGUGGGACUUACAACAAGUGGGAUGGUGUUUCUCGUUGCACCACACAGGUAUUCCCUGGAGCAUGGACUGCUGUGAUGCUGUCACUUGACAGCCCGGGUUUUUGGAACGUACGCACCGAAAAUCUGGACACAUGGUAUCUUGGUCAGGAGACAUACAUCAGGGUGGUGGAUCCAGAUGGAGGCUAUAAUGUCACUGAGAUGGUGGCUCCAGAUAACAUGCUCUACUGUGGCCUCCUCAAGGAUAAACAGAAGGCUCAGAAGCCUCAUGGUUCAUCAAGUUCAUCAUCCUCUGCUGCAUCACCAAACCGCUAUUGGCUUGCAGUUGUGGUGUCUCUGGUAGCGGCGGUGUUCGUCCAAUGAAAAUAUUUUUCCUGUUAGUGCCCUGUUGGCUGUUGUUUGCAAAUUAGGAAACUGACAGAAUUCGGGUAGGUCGAAAAAUUUGUAGGUUCCAUGAUUCGUGUGGAAUACUGUCAUUGUGCAUCGGCAAAGUUUGUCGGAAUUUAACAGAGAUUGUGUAAACCAUUGCAUUGAGUCUGUGUGUCGGCACCUGCAAGGAGUGGUGCCUGAGAGUGUGUUUUCUCGCAUCGAUCGACUUAUUAGUAGAGAUCUGGAUAUUGAUGAUUGUCAUUCCAUCUCAAUUUAGUACUACUAGCUAGAGAAGUUUGUCUCUCCUGUUCCUGUCUCUCUGUAUGAAGUUGCAGAUACUAUAAUAUUUUGGGGCUUGCAACUA